Molecule: messenger RNA, 924 nt
Organism: Saxophila tyrrhenica
Lineage: Eukaryota; Fungi; Ascomycota; Dothideomycetes; Mycosphaerellales; Extremaceae
Exons: 3
Coding region: 1-924 (307 amino acids)
Cellular component (GO): cytoplasm
Molecular function (GO): oxidoreductase activity, acting on the CH-OH group of donors, NAD or NADP as acceptor
Source: RefSeq, a predicted model, not a curated record
AUGACCUCCAUCGACUGGGACCUACUCAAAGACCGCUCCGUCCUCAUUACCGGGGGUGCAUCUGGGCUCGGCGAGGCAACAACUCGAAAGUUUCACAACCAUGGAGCGUAUGUGACAAUAGCUGAUGUACAGGACGACCUUGGCGAGAAGUUGACCAAGGAGCUCGGCGACCGGACCACUUUCGUGCACUGCGAUACCACGGACUGGGAUCAGUCUGCUGCGGCGUUCAAGCAUGCUGCUAAUUUUCCUCCGGAGAAGACGAUUGAUAUUGUGAUCUUGUUUGCUGGGGUUGAUGGGGAGAGGAGAGGCCUCGUCGACCUGGUCCUCGACCAGCCAGCACCUACACUCGACGGCGACCCAACCCCCGCAAGACCAGCGCACAAAGCUCUCGACAUCAAUCUAAUCGGCGUCUACAUGUCCACAUAUCUAGCAUUACACUACUUUCGCCUCCCGCCAAAGUCCGGCCAACAGAGCUUCAAGAAAUCCCUCGUGCUUAUAUCCAGUUUGACCGGCUACAUGGACCUCCCAUACAACACCGGAUACGCCACAUCGAAAUACGCCGUCCGCGGCAUGUUCAGAAGCAUACGCAAAGCCGUCGAGAAAGUCAACGCAAGAGUCAACAAUAUCGCUCCGGGCUACGUGCUCACGCCUUUGACGAAGAAGGUGCAUCAGAUUGAUGAUCCGAAGCAGCCGAGCAAGGCGACGGGUCAUGUUCUGCCGUGGACGCCGAUGGAGUAUGUGGUGGAUGCUUGUGGGAGGUGUGCGGUGGACGAAGGAACGGACGGCCGUACGUUCGCUAUAAUGCCAUCUGGCGUUAUUGACAUGGAAGAAGACUUUGACAAAGGAUAUGGGGGGCCGAAGUCUUGUGAGAUAUUGGAAAGUGAAGGCAUCACUGCUCUGUUCCCGGCUUUGUUCGGGAAGUGA